AGACCGCUGGCCUCUCUCCAAGACCAGACCCUCCCGAAACCCUCUGGCCGCCAGCAGAAGCCCUCGCAGAACCUGAAGCAGCUUGCGUAAACCCUGCUCCGGAUAUGAGCCAUUUCAUACCGCAAGAAGCCGCUCGGAUGUGUUUUUUAAACUGGGAAGAGGGGAUGGAGCAGGUCCCCGGGGGCUGGUGACCUUCAAGGAGGAGGUGGUGUGUUUCACUGAGGGGCAGCAAGCGUGCUAAUCUGGAUCCAAGGGGCGACAUGCAGGAGAACUACGAGAAUGUGAUCUCGCUGGCGGAGGAGAUUGCAAUCAGCUGGCCCCGAAUAACUGCCUUUGCAGAGUCGCACAGGAGAAGAGGACUGGUCUCUGUUUCCUUUCCCAGACCCAGGGAGUUACUGGAUUCUCUCGUUGUUCCAGCAGAUGAUGGGAUGGUGAGUGAAAAUGAGGAGGAAGAUGCUCAGCAGGGAGACCUUGAGAAGGUGGAAGCCCAAGGGACAUUGCCGGGCAAAUCCAAGGGAAGCACCCCCCAGAGUAGUGAUGGUGUGAAGUCCACUGAGAGCCCAGUCAAGUCAGAAGGGCAGCCAAAGAAACCCCCUGGUAAGAAACAGAACAAAUCUGCCCACCGCGGCUUCAAAAAGUUUCACCAGCGGAGUCUGCUGGGGCAUAAUCGUUGCCAUGACUGUGGCAAGAGCCUGGGCUUUGGCUCAUCCUUCAACAAACGGCUGCGCAGCACAGAAAAGCCCUACAAGUGCAACGAGUGUGGCAAAUGCUUCCGGCUCAGCUCCACCCUCAUCACUCAUCAGCGCCGGCAUGCUGGGGACAAGCCGUACAAGUGCGCUGACUGUGGCAAGAGCUUCAGCGUCGGCUCAGCCUUCAUCCAGCACCAGCGCGUCCAUGCUGGCAGCGUCAAGCCCUGCCAGUGCAACAUCUGUGGCAAGAGCUUCAGCACCAGCACCAGCCUGGUCAAGCACCAGAAGCUGCACCUGGAGGAGAAGCCCUACAAGUGUGAUGAGUGUGGCAAAGGUUUCAACUGGAACUCGCACCUGGAGCGGCACCGGCGCAUCCAUACAGGUGAAAAGCCGUACACCUGCCCUGAGUGUGGGAAGAGCUUCAGCUGGAGCUCGCACCUGGACCGGCACCGUCGCACCCACACGGGUGGGGAGAAGGCCUGCAAGUGCACUGACUGUGGACGCUGCUUCGCUCCCCGUGGCACAGAUGGUGCUAGACCCCAGCGCGGGGUAGGAACAGGAACAGAGAAACCCUACCAGUGUUCUGAAUGCGGUCGAGGUUUCAACAAGAGUGCGACACUGGCCAAGCACCAGCGUGUGCAUGCCACUGAGAAGCCCUACAAAUGUGACCAGUGCGGCAAGAGCUUUGGGCUGAGCGCCUCAUUGCUGCAGCACCAGCGCAGCCAUGCAGCUGGCAAGCCCUACCAGUGCAGUGAUUGCGGCAAGAGCUUUGCCUGGAGUUCCCAUUUGGACCGACACCGGCGUAUCCACAUGGGAGAGAAGCCUUUCCGCUGUGAGGACUGUGGCAAGAGUUUCUCCCAGAGCUCGCACUUGGAGCGGCACCAGCGGGUGCACCUGGGCUCAGAGCAGCCCUGCCAGUGCACUGACUGUGGAAAGAGCUUCUUGGCCAGUGCUAAGCGUCGUCGGCUGCUGACUGGGGAGCGCCCCUGCAAGUGCACUGACUGUGGGAAGAGCUUCCUGUGGAGCUCCCGAGCCAGGCCCCCCCCCGCAACAGAAAGGACCCACAAGUGCACAGAGUGCGGGAAGAGCUUCACCUACCGGGCAGAGAACGUCAAGCACCAAGGCACUCAGACCGGUGAGAAGCCUUACACAUGCCCUGAGUGUGGGAAGAGCUUUGGGCAGAACUCAGCGCUGGUGAAGCACCGGCGCAUGCACACUGGCGAGAAACCCUACAAGUGCGGGGACUGUGGGAAGAGCUUCAGUGUCCGCUCCAACCUCAUCAAACACCAGCGCACGCACCUGGGCGAGAAGCCCUACAAGUGUCCUGAUUGUGGCAAAGGCUUCAUCCAGAAGUCGGACCUGACCAAGCAUCGGCGCAUGCACACUGGGGAGAAGCCGUACAAGUGCAAUGUCUGUGGGAAGUGCUUCAGUGUCAGCUCCAACCUCAUCAAGCACCAGCGCAUCCACCUGGGCGAGAAGCCCUACCAGUGCACUGACUGCGGGAAGAGCUUCAUCCAGCGCUCAGAGCUGACCAUCCACCAGCGCGUCCACACUGGGGAGAAGCCCUACAAGUGCCCUGAGUGCGGGAAGUGCUUCAGCCGCAGCUCCCACCUUAACCGGCAUCAGCGCACGCAUGCUGGGGACAAGCCCUCGCUCCUCUCCACUGCCAAAUCCAGUGCCAGCAACCCCCUCCAGGCCUCCUCAGCCUUCUCCUCUGCUGCCACCUCUUUCUCCUCUCCACUGGGUGCCUCUUCCGCCCCCAUCCCAUCCCUGCCCUCCUUCCCCUCCUCCCCUUCACCCCUCCCCAUCCCAUCCCUCUCCACCACCCCACUGGAUCUGCCCUGGGCCCUGUCCUUCCCAUCUCGUGCCUUCCCUCACCCUUCCUUCCCUUCUCCCACUCCCUCUGGAGCCCAGGCCUCAUCCCUGAUAAACUAACAGAUCCCCAUUGCUUCCCCCUGGGCCUUCCUCUUUCCUCCUACAUCUUGCCUCUAUCACUCUUCCCUAUUCCUGAAUGGCCUGCCUCUUCCCUCCUGUCUGCCACUGCCCUCUCUUUCCCUUCUUCUUACCCUUCCCCCUCCCAGCACUGUACACUUGGUGUCCUACUCCCCUGCUUUCUCUGUUCCCCAUUCUUUGAAGUUCACAUCAUCCACUUCUUUUCGAUUCCUUCUGCCCUAGAAUGCACCUGGCCUCUCUCUCAUCUUUGGUGUCUCCAGGCUCUGUGCUGGCGGUCCCCUCCUGCACUAACGCAUCUUGAUUCCUCUCCCCAACAUCCUUAUUGAAAUUGCAGUGCUGAACCAGUUUCCCUGAUUCUUCCUUGACCUGCAGCCAGCAACCUUUCUGACCCUUCUUGGACUGCAAGUUCCCAUUCACCAGUUGCCAUGUCACCUCACCUCUUUCCUCCCACCCUGACAUUUAUCCCAUGCUUUCCAAUCUAUGUCAAGCUCUCAGCGGAUUUUUUAUUUUAUUAACCUUUCUGGUCUUCAGUUCCACUGAGACAUUCACCCUUGAGUUAUUUCUUAUCUAUAUCAUCAUGCCCUGGCUUAUAUUCUUAUGCUUCAGGGCAUUUCUAGAGAGUCCCCUGUUGAUAUGUUUCCUUCACUUCAGGUUAAUCUCCUCUUCAUUUUGGUAUGCCAUCUUCCUGGCCAAAUUCUGGCUGCUUGUCCAUCCAUCCAUCCUCAGUUUAGGUACCAUGGAGUUCCAAUCUCUUCUUGCUGAUUAUUGCCUCAAGUGAGAUCGAUAACAUUGAAAGUGAUUUGUGAACAUUUUCAUAUGUAAGAGGGCCAAAGUUCUAGUCUUCUCCCACAUGUUACAUCAUAUUGUUCUAUGUUGUGCCUAUUAUUAUUGUUGAUGUUGUUUUUGUUCAGUUCUGGUCCCCACACCUCAAAAAGGAUGAUCAUCAUGGAUGGUCAGGGCUAUGGAGUGGGUUCCAUGUGAGGAGAUACUAAGUAGGCUAGGAUUUAUUAGCCUAGAAGAGAGAUGCUUGAGGAGGGACAUGAUAGAUGUCUCCAAAAUAUUAAAUGGGGCAGAGAAAGUAAAAAGGGAUUUAUUAUAUAUGAUCUCUCAAAGUAUGGGAACUAGAGGAUAUAAAAAUAAACUAUUAGAUAGUAGGUUUAAAAUUAACAAAAGGAAGCUAUUUUUCACACAGUGGGGAAUUGACUUGUGGAACUCAUUGCCACACGAUGGUGUAUAGAUUAACCCAGUCCAAAAGGGUUAAUCUUCUUGGAGAAAAGGCCCAUUCGUAGGUAUUGGACAUGGCACACAAAGGUGCAGGCUCUGAAUAAGAACUUCCUAAACCUCUGAAUGUGGAAAAGAUCAGAGAGUAGAAGAUUCUGAACAUGCCCUGGGUUUAGGUUCCAUCCAGGAAGAGCACACACUAACUGCUGAAACUUCCUUAGCCUGACGAAGGGUUUUUGAACCCGAAAGCUUGCUUAAUAACUUUUCUCCAACUGUUUGGGUUGGUCUAAUAAAAGAUAUCAAAUUCACCCAAGGAACCUUGUCUGCCUAUGAACAUGCCCUGUUCACUCAGCAUCCACACACUCCCAUUGUGUGAAUCAGGAUACUAAGCUUGUAAGUGGCAUUUCUUAUGUUCAGAAAGCUAUCAGGUAUUUUUAAUGAAAAUAUUUUUGACAAAAAUGUUCUGUUUAAAAAAUUAACAUAUUUGUGAAACCAUUUUCCUUUUCAUUUUUUUUUUUUUAACAGAACCUUUGCAUAAACUUGAGCCUUUUAGUUAGUUUUUUUGUGUAUUUUUUACCUUUUCACUUGCUUUUUGCUAGUAAAGCACUGGAACAGGUUACCCAGAGAGGUGGUGGAAUCUCCAUCCUUGGAGGUUUUUCAGACCUGGCUAGACAAAGCCUUAGGUAGAACGGUAUAGUUGGGGACAGUCCUGCUUUGAGCAGGAGUUUGGACUAGAUCAUAGUUUCUCAACCUGCGGUACGCGUACCCCUGGGGGUACGUGAGACCCAGACAUGGUACGCAGGUACCCCAACACUUUCUCUCUCUCUCUCUCGCCCUCUUUUCCUUUCUCUCUCUUGCUCCUUCCUCCUCUCAAAACUAUGGCAAAAAAUUAUUACUUUAAAUUUCCCAGUAAUAAUUUGGUGUGCCACGUUUUGUACAGCACUGGGUUCAGCCCUCCUACCUUCGGCCAACAUCACCUCUAGCCCAGGUACAUACUUGAGUUGUGCACCUCUGGUAUAAAGGGUGGCAACCCUACCUGCAACAGAUCAGACAUCUGUCAUAUCAUGGCCUUAUAUACACAGCCCUUCUUCCAACAUAUGGCACAUAUUAGUCUGUAAAUAUAAAAUCCCCUGGAAAAUUGAGUGUUGGGGUACUUAUUAAAAUUUUCAGAAGUUAAGGGGUACUUGCUACUUAAAAGGUUGAGAAACCCUGGACUAGAUGACCUCAUGAGGUCCCUUCCAACCUUAAUUUUCUAUGAUUCUGUUUUAUUCAGCAAUUUUGAUUAGUCCUAGGAUUGAAUUAUUCAAAAAUAAAAAAUCUAACACGAUCGACUUUAUUGUUUUAAAAUUUAAAAAAACAAUUAAAAAUUCAGUGUGCCCACAUCUUGAGUACUUUGUGCAAUUCUGUUCUACACAUCUCAAAAGAUGUAGUAGAAUUUGAAAAGAUGCAGAGAAGGGUAACCAAAAUGAUCAAAGAAACGGAGCAGAUACCAUACACGGAUUGACUAAAAAGGCUAGGACUCUUCAGUUUGGAAAGGAGAAGGCAGAGGAAGGGAUAUGGUAGAGGUAAAAUCAUGGAAAGUGUGAACCAAGUGAACAGGGAACUGUUGUUCAUCAAAUCCCAGAAUGCUAGAAGUAGGGGAAAUUAGUAGGAGACAGGUUUAAAACUAACAAGAGAAAGUGCUUUUUUAAAUGCAAAGGAUAGUUAACUUGUGGAAUUCAUUGCCACAGGAGGUGGCAGAGCACCAGCAUGUUCAACAUGGGACUAAACAAAUUUAUGGUUGAUAGAUCUAUUAAUGGCUAUUGAACAGAACAGUUGGAGAUGUUUUCUCUGGCAUCCAAUGAGGGUGGAUGUUGGGAGGGGGUACUGAACAGGGAUAUAUCCAGUUCAGUGCUUUCCCAGUCUAUAGCAUCCACUUCUACUGUCAAAGACAGAAUACUGGACUACUUGGACCAUUGGUCUGACCCCAUAUGGCACUUCUUAUGUCCUUAACAUCAUUUUCCAAAAUUACGAUUCUUCAAAAAUAAAAAGUUAUUAACAUUCUGAAAAAAAGAAAUAUAGGGAAAAGCUUUGUUUAAACAACAGAACAAAAUGUUUUUGAAAAGCUCAUAUUUUUUUAAAUGAGGUAAGGAUUUUGUGAAUGGCAUCUUUUAUUGGGCCACCUAUAUGGUUGGGAUAGAUUUUGACAAGCUUUUGAAUGCAGCUACUGGAAGAGAAAUGCCAUGCAUUUGAAAGCUUUUCUAAAUCUAUCCCAGCCAUGUAGUUGAUACAGUAAAAAAUAUCACCCACAAAAAUCCUUGCCUCUUACAUAUUUCCUGGACCAUUGUGGCUACAGCAUCACUCCAACACUACCACAUAUUUUAAAACAAUGUUUUGGCCAGCUUUAUUUAUGUACAGUUGGAGCUGUUUAUGAAAAUGUUCACAAAUCCAAGAUGUUGCCACAAAUUUUCACACAAGUAUAUAUUAAAAAAUUUGCACUGCAGCAUGUAAUAUUCAUUAUUUGUAAUCCAUUUUAUCCAUUUACAAAAGUUUUAGUAAUCUACCCAGGAAGCAGAAACAGCACCACAUGACCUGGUGACUACUCCAAAGCACACACAAAAAAGUAAUGAAUAGUCAAAUUAUAAGGUUGGCAAAAAACAGAUGACAGACCAUUGUAAACAUCAACAGAACAACUUACAUAAAUCAUUAGGCCAAGUUUUCAGCUGGUAUAAAUUAGUGAUGUUUAAUGGAAGUUAAUAGUGGGGUGAUGUUAAUUUAUACCACGUGAGCAUGUAAGGGUCAGGACUGGUUCAAGAAUAACACACGCACAGAAAUGAGAAUUAAAAUAAAAACAAGUAUUUUCACAGUGAAGAGUUUUUUCAGCCCUAUGGAAAGCCCCUCACUGGGCACUGCCUUUUAAUGCUCAUCAAAAUUUUCUUUGCUUUCUUGUCUGUCUUUUUGUCUAUCCAUCUGUGACCCUUCAACCUUCAAGUGUUCAUCCCUACACGGCAGAAUUUCUGCUCCCUGAUGUCUCUCCUACUUCAUCCGUCUUUCCUGCCUUCUCCAUGUUUGAUGGAAAGUCCAUUCUCUUCCUGGCUGCCAUUCUUUUCUCGAAACAAUCCCAGUCAACUUUCUCCCCUACCCCAACUGUGCUAUCCCCAGAUCUCAUCAGCUCUUCCUCCUCCAGCACCUCUGGAGCCCAUCCUUUCUUUUUCACUGUUCCUUGGCCCACGUUCUGGCCAUAACUUAACCUGAACAGUCCACCGCCAACCUCCUGACUCCUACCUCAUGUUCCUUUAGUCCAUGCAUUUUUCUUACUCUCUGUUUCAAAUAUACUCCCUCCUUCUUCUGCAUCAGUACUAGGCUUCUUGACCCUGAUCCAACAAUCCAUCCUGUUUCAACACUGACUUCCAUAUGUGAAGUGCUUUGCUGAACUGGGUCCCUUGUCCUCCCUUGCAAGGCUCUGCACAAGGCUGCUCCAACCUGCAGCUCUGAUCUUCACUUCACACCCCUUUGCUCCAUCUGCUCUGCCUAUAUCCCUCUGUCUAAUCAUGCCAAAUGAGACCUUCAGCUAUUGGGCCAGAGUCUCAGCUAGUGCAAACUUGCAUCGAGGGAGCUAACACCAGCUGAGGGGCUGUCCCAGUAUUUCCAUUAUGCCCCUUACUGGAAGCUAUAAUAGGGAGGAUGAGGAGGGGAAAGCUGAAGUAGUGGAUAAAAAUUAAAUAAGAAACAAGACAAAACACUCAAGCUCCCAUCCUGCAGACACUUAAGCAUGUGUUUAACUUUGCUACCUUGAAUAGUUCCACUGUAAUUAGAGGGUGAAUUCACAAUGCAUCUUGUUAAUCAUGUGAGUUAAUGUUUGCAGGAUCAACCCUAAAUGAAUAAACCCAAUAAUAAUUUAAAAAAAUACUGAGGAGUUAAGACUUUGUGGAAAAAAAACAGACAAAAAUGAAAGGUUUAGAUAAAAAUACUAAAAAUUUAAAUGCCAUAGAAAAUAAAGGGUUGAAAGCCUUUUUAGAAGAGUAUCAUAAACAAAUAAUUAAAAAUAGAAACCAAGAGGCUAAAUAGUUGAGUAAAAAGGAAAGGGUUGAAUUUGGAAAUGGGUAAAAAAAAUUAAAAGACAAUGGGAAGGAUUAAAAUAGUAAGGAAAGUAACUGAAAGGGGUUAACAACUAAAGUAAACAAAGGUGUUAAAAUAUGGAUAAAAGAAGCAUUAAAAUAAAAAUAAAAAUAUUAAAAUUUUAUAGAAGAAAAUAGAGGAAAAUACCAAAAAAAUGGAAAUUGUAAAAGUUAAAAAAAAAGACAAAAGGAAAGUUAACUGAAAAGUAUUACAAGACAUGGAAACAGGGCAACAGUUAAGAAAACCAGAGAAGGAAUAAAAUAAAUUUUAGAAGUAAUACAGAAUAUUAUAGGAAGCAAUUCAAAUCGCCAUAAAGAAACAACGAAAAUGUAUUGGCAAUGUGAAAAGGAUGAAAGGAAAAAGAAUAACAGGAAUCAGGUGAGAAUCUGAGAGUCCUCAAGGCAACCCAGUAUCGGCUGAAUGCAGCAUUAAAGAAAGGAAAUCUGGAAGAGCCCAGUCAUUAGAUUCUGGAGUGGCACCCUUUUAUGACUACUUCCUUCUGUAGGGGCCAGAUCUGGAGAGGGCUGAGUGUCUAGUGAAACCUAUGGCAGGUGCAGGUGCUGAAAUGGCCCUGACUUUGCAAACGCCGAUGCAUGCGGGGUGAAAUUCUCCCCUGUCGUGGAAAGCCCCAAGCAUGAGGCCACAAUGCUGAGCAAGCAUGCUGAAGUGUAACUGUUAUGUGGCGCCUCUGGGUGACAUGUCGACAGUGGGAAUUGCACCCUGGACCUUUGGAUAUAAGAACCUGAGCCUCUGCUGCCUGAGCUAAAAGACCUGACUCUGAUAGCUCAGUUCAGUGGCUAUAGCAGACUUGUAAACGUCCACGUGGUCCAGCCACUAAUGGAGGACAGAGAGCCCAGUGAGCAAACACGGGGUUACACGGUACCCCUGAUCAUUGAGGGAAGCCCAAGGAAGGCGUCAUGGACCCACCACAGAAGGGCCACCUUCUGUUCUAGCACAGGUUGGAACAGAAGCUGCAAGGAACCCAUGUGGCAGGCAGGCAUGGAUUUCACCUGCUCUGCCUGCAAGGAGCCUGGAUAUUGGGACAGAAAGUGCAUCUGUAGUCACCUGGGUCACCCCACUUAAGUUAAUUUGGAACAUCAUGUGAGUAAAGCUACUCAUAUGCCUAAAUGUUUGCAGGAUUGGGGUCUGCUGCCCCCUGCCACCUGUGCAAGUAAGAGUAAAUACGAGUAUUGAAAAAUUGGGAAACACGGGCUGAGUCCCUCUCACGGACCCCAGCAUAAAUCAGGAGUAAUCCCAUUUGAGUCCCUGGGGCAAAUUGUCUUGUACUUGCCUCGGUGUCAAUCAGCAGCAACUGCUGAGGACAGGGGGAGUUACACCGAUUGUAAAGCUGAUGACAACACAGUUGAGAAUCAAGACUAACAACUUCAACAAGCCUGCUCACUUGCAUCAUUUGUAUUGGCAGGAUAAGUAUCUGGCAGACCCAAUACUACGGGUAGCUACUGUUGCUUUAUCCUUACUUGCAUUCAUAGUCACGGUGGGGCAGGCAAUAAAGAUUUGGAACCAGAUCCUCCGCUGAUGAAAACUGGCAGAGCUCCUGUGACUUAACUGGAGCUAAGCCAAUGAAGUUAGCGGAGCAUUUGGCUGAUAGGUAACUGUUUGAGGUACAGUCCCGUAUAUGUCCAGAGGGAAGAGGGAUGGCCCCCUAGCUUAGAUUUCAUGCAGGCUGGGCCAGUUUUGGAGUAGUACCAGUCACCUGCAGCACGCAUGGCAGCACAACGAUAUCACAGUGAUGGGCAGUACUGAAAACCUUAUGGAUAUACAGCUGCUCACCACCUCAGUGGAUUUGGCCAGAUGUUUGAUAACGAUGCAAAGAAUGAAUGCUACACCUGGGACGUCUCCCUAUGCUGGUGGAGCAGGCUUGUGCCCUCUCCCCUCCCUCAGUUCCUUGCUUGGGACUUGCUUUUUCUGCAAAGUGCAUCUGUGUUAGUCUGCUGCCAGCAGAAGCUUGACUAUUUACUUAUUAAUAACAAACAUUGCACUGCUCUGUGAUGCUCCAGCUACUAGCCAACAGGGGGGAAUUUGCUUCUAGACCAAGGGCCUGGCUGAGGUAUAGGCACCACUUUAGAUGGUCCCUGGUGCUUAUGCCUCAAGCAGGUCCUAGAUCCAGGAGCAAAUUUCCUCGCUCUCUCCGCUUUGUGUAUCUGAUCUGUUGUCUUCUCUUUGCCUCUUAGGUUGUAAGCUCCUUGGAGCAGGGACCAUAUCGUCUUCUGUGUUCUGUAGAGCACUGAGCAUAUUAUACCUGCUCAGCAUAUAAUAAACAGACCCUGUAAGUGCCCUGGCUGUGGGGAAAAAACGUAUGGCACAGGAGAGAUUCCACACAAGAGAGGAAACCCUUGUAUGAUUGCUAACUGUGAGUGGAAUUUGGACCUUGUGACACAGAGAAAAUGCUUUGGACAGAAAGUCUUAUAAACACCCUGACUGUGGAGAAAAGCUUUGAUCAGAGCUGACACCUUGAUACAAACAGAGACUCUGCACUGGAGACGAACGCUGUAGAUGCCCUGGUGAGGGCUGGCUGAAAUGGGUAUCAGUAUCUGGCUGCCUGUCUCUGGGGUCCAGGGCGACAACACCAGGCAGAGGAGGAGACACUUUGAUCAGCUCGUCCUCAUUGCUACAGCCCCAGCUGCUGCCAUCCAGGUAGAGAGACAGAGAACAAGCUGACACUUAUCUUCCCCUAGGUUGAAGGUCCUCUUCCCGUGUUUGACAACCAAUGCUGCCCCUCCCUGCACUUCGAGGAAGGGAAUAGAGGUACACUGCCCUCUUCUUCCUUUGGAUCCUGGAAGCAGGUGACUUAUCUGGGCUCCCUGUUCCACUUUCUUAAGGGAUCUGAGUGACACUGGCCCCUGUUUCUCCUAUUCCAGUUGCCUGUUUCUGGAGUGAUGCAGAGGAGGAUGACUGAUUGCCUUGCAACCUCCUGCCACCCGCAUUCUUCUAAGACACCUGGCAGUCUCUUUAUGGUCUCACUGGACCAAAGGGAAAACCAUUGCCUUAUAAAGAGGGGGAUGUGGAUGGAAGGUGGAGGGAGCUGAAAAUGGGAAAUCAAGUGUUUGGGGAUGGAGAAUAUGGGAGCUGGAGUGAGAAGAGUGAAGGAAUAGUGGGGGUAGAGAUAGGAUCAAGUGUAUGAUGAUGGGAAUAUAUGGAUGGGCUGAGGGAAAAUGGUGGAAGAUGUUGGGAGGUUAUAUAGUAGGAGGGGAAAAGGUUAAGAAGCUGCUCCUAAGUCAUUUUCCCUCUCUCUCCUCAUCCCAGCCCCACUCUCCUUCCUACCUCCCAGUUCCAUUUUCUUCCCCUUUGUCCUGUCUCCUUUUCAGGCCAUACUUGAGAGAGUCCCCUUAGCAGUGACUCAAAGACAGAAGGUAAAACAAGAAACUCCUAGAGCAGAGUUACAAGGGACCUACGGGGACCAGCCCAUCCAGCACAGGAAAUGUGGGGAAUCGGGCAUUUCAGGAUAGAAAUAACAUAAGGGAAGAGGACAUGGAGGUGAGACCUUGUUGCAUGAGUAAUGCCCAUGAAAGCACAAGUCUAUUCAUGGAGAAAAUUUUAGUGUGGUAUGUAGAACUUGUUGCUGAAGAAGAUUACUAGAGCAAACAAUUUGGCCAAGGCACUUCCAAGCUCCACAGCACAGCUGGGGGCCUGUAUUGCAAUCUUUCAGUGACAGAGAGCUCAGUUUCUCCUCCAAGAGUCAUCUGCCUUGAUUCUAAAGGGAACAGCACACAGGGAUGACUUCCAUUUGUGUUAAUGUCCCCUAGGAUCAGAAAUAUACGCCGUGCCAGUCCCAGUCCUAUUUCAGGUCGUACCCUCUUGGACAUGGGUCUUUGCAUUGUUCGAGAAGGGACCUGGGGAGACAAGUAACUUCAGCCAGGCUGAUACUCUUUGACAAGGUCAGAGGGAAAAGAAAAGCCUGGUGCUCUUCCAGGCCCCUCAUCUAUCACAGUGACCUGGGUGGGGAUGGCAGAACCUUAAACACAGACUGCCUCUGCUGUACUCCCGCAUCCCCAGGGACAACCCUGAGGGGAUAAAAGCCUCAGCUGGAAUUGAAGAUGGUGGAACCUGACCCUUGCGUGAAAGCAGUGGCUGGAAGAUGAGUGGUUAAUGCUAUGAUAUUAGACAGCAAUUACUUAAUUACAAUUUAAAUGAGAUUUAUAUAUUUUCUAGUAUCUAUUCAUUUGCUUUUGUAACUGGCUCCCACUGUCUUUCUCUCCAGUUGCCUGUACUUUCAGAUCAGCUUGGAAAUGUUGUUUUACUGCUUGUGACCAGCAACGUGCUUGUUUGUUUUUUGAAAUGCAAUGUACUGGAUUGGACUUUUUGUGCAUUGACUUGUUAUGAUGGCUCACUUUUUUUUAUUCUUUUUUUUUUUGAUGAGUAGUAAUAAAUUAGAACUUAGUUAUCCCAA
This is a messenger RNA of Alligator mississippiensis (American alligator), 12369 nucleotides long. RefSeq names its product zinc finger protein 271. Gene Ontology annotation, molecular function: DNA-binding transcription factor activity, RNA polymerase II-specific; RNA polymerase II cis-regulatory region sequence-specific DNA binding. The transcript has 4 exons. The coding region runs from base 261 to 2624 and encodes 787 amino acids. Gene Ontology annotation, biological process: regulation of transcription by RNA polymerase II. The record is from RefSeq and is a predicted model, not a curated record. NCBI's taxonomy places the organism in Eukaryota, Metazoa, Chordata, Crocodylia, Alligatoridae.